Messenger RNA from Megalops cyprinoides (Indo-Pacific tarpon), 3748 nucleotides. RefSeq names its product neurotrophic tyrosine kinase, receptor, type 2a (gene ntrk2a). The transcript has 19 exons. Lineage: Eukaryota; Metazoa; Chordata; Actinopteri; Elopiformes; Megalopidae. Bases 1242 to 3635 code for a protein of 797 amino acids. Gene Ontology annotation, biological process: multicellular organism development; positive regulation of kinase activity; trans-synaptic signaling by neuropeptide, modulating synaptic transmission. Gene Ontology annotation, cellular component: axon; signaling receptor complex; plasma membrane. The record is from RefSeq and is a predicted model, not a curated record. Gene Ontology annotation, molecular function: ATP binding; brain-derived neurotrophic factor receptor activity; brain-derived neurotrophic factor binding.
AUUUCGUAGCAACUCUCUGGACUGUUCGUUGAUAGGCAACAUAAGACAUGAAGAUAUAAUUGGCAUUUGUGUCGUUUUUACUGUAUACGAGUAAUGUCUAAUAUUGUCAAGUCGGGACCAACAGCUCAACGUCACCAGGCACGAGAGCGAAUGCAGUUACCGACAGGGGGCAGAAUAGGGUCUUUAUUUUUUCUGCUGGCUAACUCGACGUGUUAAGCCAUUGCGGUUCGACGUCUGGGGCCACUAAUGAAACGGCCAAUUCCCAGAAAAUACAUUCUCCUCACCCGCUGGCAACCGCGACCACUAUAAUCGAGAAGUGCACUUUAUUUUCCCUUUAGGGCGCGUGAUCUGCUACUUUCUCACCGCUAGUCUAUGGACAAACCUCCUGAACACAGUACAGCUACAGUAUGUUGUAAACAUGGACAUUGUAUGAAAAAAAUUGUCUCAGAUUUGGAGUGAAAGUACCACUAUGUUGUGCUACCAUAGUUCAAGAUUAUAAAUGCGACUGGUUUUAGGAUGCAAAGCUCCUACUAAUUUAUUCCUCUGACUGACAUCAUCUCAGGGACAAGUGGCCACGUGUCCACACAGACACCGUAUUCACGGAUCUUUCCCAGGUUAUUGUUUAUUAAUGUAGCUACUUGCUUAACGAAUGUCUACUUACUAUGUUUUUUUCUUAAUGGGUAAAUAAGACUCACUAUCAGCAAUGGCACAAAUAGAUGUUUCUUGAUAAUUAUUUUUCUUCGAUUCAGCCCUUCAUCUCGUGCGUCAAAACGCACGUCACACGCAGAGAGUGGAAUACAGGAGGGAGGGUGUAUUAGAGAGAGCCUGCGAGGGCUUCAGCGUUCCUGCUUUCUAACCGUGAUAUGGUGAUCGGUAAUGCAGAAAUCAGCGACUGACAGCGGCACCACUCUGGACCAGCAGCCAGCUCAAGCUCCUCGGGGACAGAAGACGCCGACAGAAAGAGAGAGAAAGUGAGUGUGUGUGUGUGUGUGUGAGAGAGAGAGAGAGAGAGAGAGCUAGAGAGGGGGAGGAAGGAACUUCUGGUACACACUUUACGGUCUCCAAAUGUAAUAUUGUAUGAGUGGCUUUGUGUGGAGACGGCGGAGAACACCAUUCCGUUACAGUCUCACCUCACAGAGAAGGGCUUAUCGUGUCCGUGUUUCCGAACGAACCACCGACGGGAUUUCCGAAGAAACAAGGAGAAUUUAAGCAGUCCUGGAUUGGGCAUCGAGGGAUCCGCGAUGAUCUCCUUGUGGAGGGGGUACGGAAUGGCGCGGUGGGGAUUCUGCUGGGUCUUGUUGGGGCUUUGGAGGUACAGCACUGCUUGCCCUGCAUCUUGCACUUGCAGCAACUCACGGAUUUCGUGUAUUGAUCAAGACCGAGGAAUCACGGCUUUCCCUGUCCUGCAGUCCGAUUUUGACAUGGAAAAUAUCACUGAAAUAUAUAUUGCAAAUCAGAGUAGAUUCCUUGCCAUCAACGACAUGGACUUGAAAUUCUACAGGAACCUUCGAAAUCUAACUGUGACAAACACCAGACUGACCUUCGUAUCUCGCUCAGCCUUUCAGAACAGUGCCAAACUCCAGUAUCUGAAUCUAAAAGACAACAACUUGUCGUCGCUUUCUUGGAGGACCUUUCGACAUUUAAACAUAUCAUUUCUCAUCCUCUCAGGGAACCCACUGCAAUGCUCGUGUGAAAACAUGUGGAUCAGGCUGUGGCUGGGAGAGGAGGCCGACAGUCAGGAGCUGCGCUGCACUGAGGUCGGGGGUGUCAGGAGGCCCCUCUCCAAACUCGCCCCCCCUGGCUGUGUGCCUCCCACGGUAACACUGAGCCUAUCCAAAGUGACGGUCCUUGAAGGGGGGAAUGCUGAGUUGGAGUGCAAUGCCUCUGGAGCGCCCCCUCCUGAACUACAGUGGAAUACCACCACCCUCCUCUCCAGCUAUAAGAAAGAGACGUUUAUGCUGAUGUCUAAGCUGCUGCUCAGUAACCUGUCCUCCAGUGACAAUGGCAAGAGAGUGACUUGCACUGCAGAGAACAUUGUUGGCGAGAACGAAUCUUCUGUCCUUCUGGACAUCCUAUUUCCUCCAAAGAUCUCUAAGCUGAUGCACGCAGUGUCAGACCAUCACUGGUGCAUUCCAUUCAGCGUGUCGGGGAAUCCGCAGCCAGAGCUGCAGUGGAUCUUUAAUGGGGACGUCCUCCUGGAAGGCACCUACAUCAAAACCAUGAUCCACGACACGUCUGACAACGAGUACCACGGCUGCCUGCAGCUGGACAGCCCCACACAUGUCAACAACGGCGAGUACACGCUGGUGGCCAGGAAUGAGUUUGGUGAAGACCGGGAAUCCAUCAUGUCCCACUUCAUGAGAGAGCCCUGGGAAGAUGGAACAGUGACAGAACCUCUGUACUAUGAUCCUACCACAGAAGACCCACCUGUGGAUCCUGAAACUGAAGACAGUGCUGCUGUUUACGUGGUUGUGGGGAUUGCUGCAGUUGCCUUCACUGGAUUUGUCCUGAUGCUGGUUAUCCUCAAAUUUGGACGCAACUCAAAGUUUGGAAUCAAAGGACCCUCCUCAGUCAUCAGUAACGAUGACGACUCGGCCAGUCCUCUCCACCACGUGUCGAACGGGAGCAACACGCCAUCAUCCUCUGAGAUGGGCCCUGACGCCGUCAUCAUCGGCAUGACAAAGAUCCCCGUCAUUGAGAACCCCCAGUACUUCCGCAGCACCAGCAGCCUGCUGAAGUCCGACACCUUUGUCCAGCACAUUAAGAGGCACAACAUCGUGCUGAAGAGGGAGCUGGGGGAGGGCGCUUUCGGGAAGGUCUUCCUGGCUGAGUGCUACAACCUCUCCCCAGACCAAGAGAAGAUCCUGGUGGCUGUCAAGACACUGAAGGAGGCCAGUGAGAAUGCUCGUAAAGACUUCCAGAGAGAGGCGGAGCUCCUGACCAACCUCCAGCAUGAACACAUUGUCACCUUCUAUGGUGUGUGUGUGGAGGGAGACCCGCUCAUCAUGGUGUUUGAGUACAUGAAGCAUGGAGACCUCAACAAGUUCCUCAGGGCCCAUGGUCCAGAUGCAGUUCUGAUGGACGGGCAGAAUAAUCGUCCCGUGGAGCUGACCCAGGCUCAGAUGCUGCACAUCGCACAGCAGAUCGCUGCAGGGAUGGUGUACCUGGCCUCCCAGCACUUUGUGCACCGCGACCUGGCAACUCGCAACUGCUUGGUGGGGGAAAACCUGCUGGUGAAGAUCGGAGACUUUGGCAUGUCCCGGGAUGUCUACAGCACUGACUACUACAGGGUGGGAGGGCACACAAUGCUGCCGAUUCGCUGGAUGCCCCCAGAGAGCAUCAUGUACAGGAAGUUCACCACAGAGAGCGAUGUAUGGAGUCUUGGCGUGGUUCUCUGGGAGAUCUUCACCUACGGCAAGCAGCCCUGGUACCAGCUCUCCAACAACGAGGUGAUUGAGUGCAUCACGCAGGGGCGGGUGCUGCAGCGGCCCCGAACCUGUCCCAAGGAGGUGUAUGACCUGAUGCUGGGCUGCUGGCAGCGGGAGCCGCACAUGAGGCUCAACAUCAAAGAGAUACACAACCUCCUGCAGAACCUGGCCAAAGCCUCACCUGUCUACCUGGACAUCCUGGGCUGACCUUCACUGCCGCAGUCACCACUGAAGCAUGCAUGCGAGAGAGGGGAUGUGUGUAUAUGUGUGUAUGUGUGUGAGAGAGACUGAGAGUGUGCGCAUGUGUGUCUGUGUGUGUC